AUGAGGUCAGCUUGCACGGAGUUAGAGAAUUUUUCUCAAAAAACGCAGAUUGAUGGAGUUUCUUUUACGCCUGUUGAUUCAAACGCAUUGUUUGAAUUUCUUUCUGAAUGUGAGCACAUAAAAGGGCUUUCUUUUAACGAUUGCAAGUUUCUUGAUAAUUAUAGCUGUCUACCAAUAAAAAACUAUUUGUUAAAUGAGAAAGCAAAAAAUUUGAUAAGUUUAACCUUUUUUAUAAGUGCUUUAGGCAAUUAUUUUUGGAAGCAUCUAAGUGAAGCUUUGAAAAGUAAGAAUUGUGAACUUACUAAGUUUGUAAUUAGGAGCAGCAAUAUAGGUGAUGAAGGCGCUAAAUAUCUUUGUGAAGCUUUAAAAAGUAAGAAUUGUAAACUUACUGAAUUGAAUCUUGAUUAUAACAAAAUAGGUAAUGAAUGUGCUAAAUAUCUUAGUGAAGCAUUGAAAAGUGAGAAUUGUAAACUUACUGAAUUGUAUCUUUAUGAUAACAGUAUAGGUGAUGAAGGUGCUAAAUGUCUUAGUGAAGCAUUAAAAAGUAAGAAUUCUGUACUUACCAGGUUGGAAAUGGGAUUCAGUAAAAUUUGUGAUGAAGGUGCCAAUCAUCUUAGUGAAGCUUUGAAAAGUAAGAAUUGUAUACUUACAAGGUUGGAAAUGGGAGGCAGUAAUAUAGGUGAUGAAGGUGAUGAAGGUGCUAAAUACCUUUGUGAAGCAUUGAAAAUUGAGAGUUGUAAACUGACUAAAUUGUAUCUUAAUGGUGAAAAUAUAGGUGAUAAAGGUGCUAAAUAUCUUAGUGAAGCUUUAAAAAGUAAGAAUUGUAAACUAACUGAAUUGUGCCAAUUAUCUUAG
Xenia sp. Carnegie-2017 is the source of this 855-nucleotide messenger RNA. RefSeq names its product NACHT, LRR and PYD domains-containing protein 3-like. NCBI's taxonomy places the organism in Eukaryota, Metazoa, Cnidaria, Anthozoa, Malacalcyonacea, Xeniidae. The record is from RefSeq and is a predicted model, not a curated record. The transcript is spliced from 3 exons. Gene Ontology annotation, molecular function: protein binding. Bases 1 to 855 code for a protein of 284 amino acids. Gene Ontology annotation, cellular component: cytoplasm.